AUGGCAACGAAAGGCACCCCGGGCUCAACCAAGCUCCUCAAGUAUGAGCCUCUCACGGUCCCGGAGCUUGGAUCCCAGCCGAUCCGGCUCUGGAAGGGUAACAAAUUCCUGGGGCUCAUCCCCGCCAAAGUUGUCCUCCGCGAGCACGUCCGCCCGGGACACAUGCUCUGCCUGAGGGGCGACCCGCCGCUCAACAACAAGCCUUCACCGCCGGAGAGCUACGACUACGAGGUGCGGUCGCUGAACACCGAGCGGGCCGACAGGUUCAACUACACCCCCGCCAAGGCCCUGAGGGCCAAGGAGUACUACCUCAACGCCAGCCAGGACGCGCAGUACCUGUGGACGCGGCUGCGGAUGGUCUACAGGUUCCUCGACUCGGAAGAAGGCAGGGGCAAAGCAUCUGCGCAUCAGAUGGUCAAGGCGACCGUCCCGGUUGAGUUCCACAUCAAGGCGCCCAGGCCGCUGCGCGGCGCGGACCUGGCCCUCUUCACCAAGGACCGGCUGGACAUGCACCCGGCCGUGAUCCUGCGCGCGCUGCCGAAGGGCGCGUUCCAGCUGCUCGCGCCGCGGGCCGACCUGGAGGCGGGCGAUGCCGUCUGGCUCGUCGCGACGGACGAGCUGCUGGCGAAAGGGGUUCAAAUGCCCAGGAGGCCGGCUGCCAGGGCGGCCACGGCCGAGGAGAUGGACAGGACCAAGAGGAAGGAGGUGACGGGGCUGCUCGAGGCUGGGAGGAUCGACGAGCAUGGCCAGAAGAGUAGGAAGGUCCGGGAUCGAGAGGCACGUCAGGAGGAGGCACGUAAAAGGGAGGAGAGGAGGAGGCGGGUGCAGGGCGAGCCGGAGGACUCCAUGCCGGAAUGGAUGAGGGACAUUCUCGGGCCCGUGACAAGCCCACCUGCGCCACCCAACGGCGACCAGGGGGGAGCAAGACCAGAGAGCGCCCAAGGUGUCGAGCAACCGAACCCGCAACACACGGGAACACAACCACGUAUUGAGGGCGGGUUGAGGGGCCGUCUUCAAAGGGGGCUUCCAGAAGGGAGGGCACGUCGCGAGGGAUCAGACUAA
This is a messenger RNA of Diaporthe batatas, 1062 nucleotides long. RefSeq lists its product as uncharacterized. The record is from RefSeq and is a predicted model, not a curated record. The transcript has 2 exons. The coding region runs from base 1 to 1062 and encodes 353 amino acids. Lineage: Eukaryota; Fungi; Ascomycota; Sordariomycetes; Diaporthales; Diaporthaceae.